AUGAUAAGUCAGCAAAGCAACCCAAAGCUCACUUUCGAGCAUUCUAGCUAUGUCUAUGUCGGUAACGGAAGCCACGGGAAGCAGGGGAGAGAGGCUAGACAACCACCCAAAGUAGUUGGAAGAAGAAAAAUAUCGCCUUUUCUUGUAGUUCUAGGGCUUCCUCUCUACAAUAUGAAUAUCCCAGCGAUGGAAGAAGAAGCAGAAGGAGGAGGAUCUCAUCACGAGCAGCAACAGCAUCGCCUGUGCGACUAUUGCGACUCCUCGGUGGCUCUGGUCUACUGCAAAGCUGACUCUGCCAAGCUCUGUAUCGCCUGCGACAGGCAAGUCCACGUCACCAACCAGCUCUUCUCGAAGCACUUCAGGUCCCUUCUCUGCGACUCCUGCGACGACUCUCCCUCUUCCGUUUUCUGCGAGACCGACAACUCCCUUCUCUGCCAGAACUGCGACUGGCAACUCCACGCCGCCUCUUCCUCGCUUCAUCGCCUCCGAAGACCCGUCGAAGGCUUUUCCGGCUGUCCCUCGGCCUCCGAGUUUCUCGUCAUCGUGGGCCUCCAUGACCUCACCGACAAAGCUCUGCUUACCCCCGAACCCGGAUCCGCCGAUCUGUUGCUUUGGGAGACCCCGGAGAUCGUCGUUGCCUCCGGUCACAAUUUCCGGGCCAUGGAUGUGAGUGGACUGAAAUGGUUCGAGGAUGAACAAGACGAGCAGUUUCCCUAUUCUUCUCUGCCAAACAACUUGUCUGAGUCUGGUGAUAAUGCGAACCGGAGAGGCUGCAAUCAACAAGAGUCAUCAUCGGUGAUGGUUCCGGUUUGCAAUAGUACAAGGUCCGCACUGCCUUUCCAUGAGAUCAACACUCUUGACAGAAACUCUGCUCUCUCUCGCUACAAAGCAAAGAAGAAAUCUCGAAGGUACGAGAAGCACAUCAGAUAUGAAUCACGCAAGGUUCGCGCAGAAAGCAGGACAAGGAUCAGGGGACGUUUCGCUAAGGCAGAUCCCUGA
This is a messenger RNA of Thlaspi arvense, 999 nucleotides long. Lineage: Eukaryota; Viridiplantae; Streptophyta; Magnoliopsida; Brassicales; Brassicaceae. The record is from the annotation of a GenBank genome assembly.